This is a messenger RNA of Epinephelus fuscoguttatus (brown-marbled grouper), 3164 nucleotides long. RefSeq lists its product as uncharacterized. Lineage: Eukaryota; Metazoa; Chordata; Actinopteri; Perciformes; Serranidae. The transcript has 2 exons. The record is from RefSeq and is a predicted model, not a curated record. The coding region runs from base 630 to 2534 and encodes 634 amino acids.
ACAGGAUGUUGCAUCAGCCAGGAGACCCCAAGUGACCUUGGGACAAAGCUAAAAGGUUUGUAGAUCUCUGUCAAAUACUGAUAAAAAUAACUACUUUCAACUCAUAUGUAGGCUGGUACGCUUCCCACAUCAGGUGGUACAACCAAUGUAAAACUAGAAAAAUGUUAUUUUAUCAUAAAACUCUUUAUUUUUUAAAGAAGUGGUCUGUUUGAACUUCAUGACAAGGGUAGAAGCUAAUGCUAGCACCCAAACAGAAGCCUGUUUAAUUUGAGAUUAGUUGCAAUAGUCAGGUGGUGCAACCAGUUAGUCAGGUGGCAGAACUGCAAGGAAUGUCACUAUAUAAUGCUAUUCAAAGCUCUAAGAUUAUCCAUGACACUUCUAAAAUGUUUACUAGUUUUAAAUUUAAAGAUAUUACACACUUUAAAACAUUUCACAUGAUAAUUUGUACAUUUUAGAUACCACUAUCAACUAAAGAAAAAUCAGCACGACACAGGGCGCGCAUUAACAAUGAUCCAGCUGCAAGGGAAGCAUAUCUUGCAAAAAGAAAAGAGAGUUAUCAGAAGAGGAAAAGAGAGGGAAAAAUUGUGAAGCCCCCUAUCAGCCAACUGUCUAAGCAAGAAAAGGAAAAAAUGAGGCAACAGUGGAGGCAAGAUCAGAGAAAGCACAGAGACAGGGAAAGGGCCAUGGAGGAAAUCUUGAAUUUCAUACCCGAGUCAAUAGAACCCCCAGCAGAGCUUGAACCUAACCCUCCCAACAAGGAUGAACCUAACCUUGAACCUAACCAUCCCAACAAGGAUGAACCUAACCUUGAACUUAACCCUCCCAACAAGGAUGAUAUUGUCAGUGUAGAUACACUUAAGGCAUCUUCAACACCACAAAGAAAAGCAUGCAGUAGAUGGAAAAGAGAGAAAGCAAAGUUGCGCAGGAAAAUGCAAAAAAUGAAACGAGAAGUGGAAGCUGCCAAAAGAGAGUCUGAAAAGUUAAGAAAACGAAUAGAAAUAUUAAAGAAAAUGAAGCCUGAAAAGCAAAAGGCUAAAUCUACUGAAGGAAACAGAUCAAGUCCAGUGGCCAUCCAGAGAAAAGAAAGAGUUGUAGACUUCCUCUGUCGAGAUGAGAACAGUCGCUUACUGCCAGGGAGAAAGGACACAGUCACAAAAAACAAAAACAAACAACAGAGACGUGUAUUAGUUAAACCCCUCACUGAACUCCACCUGCAGUAUAAUUCUGAAGUGCAAAAGGCUCACAGGCUGUCUUACAGACAGUUUGUUCGAUAUUGUCCAUUUUUUGUAACGCAGCCAAAAUUAUCAGACACGAGUACAGGUGCGUGCUUAGACCAUGAGGAUGUCAAACUCUUGACCAAAAAACUGCACCAGAAAGGUCUCCUGAAAACUACCAGCAUGUCUCAGCUGUUGUCUUCUAUUGUAUGCAGUCCAGACAACAAGACAUGCAUGUAUCGAGUCUGCCCCAAAUGCUGUUAUAAUGAGAUUGAAAUUCCAGUACCACAGGCAGAAGAGACCAUGACAUGGCAUCAGUGGAUCAGAAAAUCCAUGUCAGAGGGGCCAAAAACAUACAUGAAUUUUGUAAAAGAAACACAAACUGGAACAUGUGCUGAACUGUUGAACAUUUUCAAUCAAAAGCUCGACAGCCUAGCCAAACACCACUACAACUGGUUGCGCCAAGCCAAAGAGUGCAGGGCUUUAAAAGAAAGCCUAAGAGAAGAUGAAAUUGUCCUCCAUGUGGACUUUUCAGAGAAUUUCUCCUGCAAACUUAAUAGUGAGGUGCAGGCUUUUCAUUUUGGAGGGAGUCGGAAGCAGGCCACAGUCCACACAUGUGUGGCUUAUACAGCAGCAGGCUCACAGUCCUAUGCAACCAUCACUGCAUCCCUUCGGCAUGAUGAGAGAGCUGUGUGGGCCCACUUGGAGCCAGUGCUGAGGGAUGUGAUCAAGAAUUGCAAUCCAUCUCCUACAAUUCUACAUGUGAUGAGUGAUGGUCCAGGCACCCAAUACCGCAAUAAAAAGAAUUUUUAUUUGCUCAGCACCAUUCCCUUCCUCUCAGGCUUCCGGCAGGUGACAUGGAACUUCUCAGAGAAGUCCCAUGGAAAAGGCGCCCCCGAUGGAGUUGGCGGUGCAGUGAAGCGCACUGCUGACUCUGCUGUCCAAAGGGGUGAAGAUGUCCAGACCCCAGAAGAUUUUUACAACCUCCUAACAGAGAGGAAAUCUGAUGUCAAGUUCUUCUGGGUGACUGAGGAGGACAUCAGAAGAUUUGAUGAAGCGGUCCCUGAGGUUGUGCCUCCUGUAAAGGGAACUUUGGCGUUGCACCAAUUAAUCUCCACUGAAACAGGGAAAGUCAUGCACAGAGAGAUCUAUUGCUUCUGUAGCAGACCAAAUAUCUGCCAAUGCCACAAUCCCAUAAUGGUCAACCUCCAUACAGUCAGUGCCUGGGCCAGUGGUCAGGCCAGUGCCCAUGAGAGCGCCUAUGAGAGCACCCAUGAGAGCAGUGAUCUAAAUGGAAAGUUUAUCAUGGUGAAUUAUUAAGGUCAGCCAUUUGUGGGGCAGGUCCUUCAAGUAGUUGGGGAAGAGAUUGAGGUGAGCUGCAUGCAGCAACUGGGAGGAAAAAAUGCAUUCACUUGGCCACAUCGUGCUGACAUCAUUUUUUUCUACGCAGCUGAAGUGCUCAAAGUGAUUGCAGAGCCAGAGCCUCUCAAUUCACGGCACACAUGGCUAAUGCAUUCAGACUGGGAAUACUUUAAUACACAAAACUGAGAUGAGAUAUUGUUUACCAAUGUUGACCCAACAUUUGAAAAUGUUCCGAUUUUGUUAAAAGCUACUUCACUGUUGCCAUUUAGAAUAGCAUUAUAGUGUUGUAGUGUUGUAUCAAAUGUAAUCUUAUGUGAAUUGUUUUUGAUGGGUUAGGGUUUAAGUCUUAGAAAACUUAAAUAGAGAGUGAUGACUAGAACACGUUAACUAUUUGAAAUGAAAAUGCAUUUUUUUCAGCAUAUUUCAUGUCAUAACUAAUGUUGUCAGGUGGUACAACCAAUAUUCGUCAGUAGGGAUGGGUACUGAUACCCGGUACCAUGACGGCACCGGUGCCGACGUAAACGGUAGUAACCAGACCGGAAAGCAACGCAGAUUUCGGUGCUUCAUUUCGGUGCCACUGAAUUUUUC